UCUUAGAAACAGGACAGGUGGAAAGGACCAGAAAUAGCUAAAUCUCCGUGAAUGGACAAGAAGGAAAUUAGGUUUUACAAAUGCCAAUCUACUAUGUACAGAGCAUUUGACAUACUUCCUCUGACUUCAUAAAAACCUCAAAACAGCUCUGUGAACAAAGUUAUUCUUAUGGAUGAGGAAAACAGCACUCUGGUGACUGAAUGUGACUACCUUCUUUUUGAAAAGAACUGAGAAAAGAGAGAAAAGGCACUGACCCAACAGAGAUUAGACUCCUACUUUCAACUGCCUAUUCUUCCCUGAAUCUUUAUCCUUUCCACCCGCAAGCAAGGAUAUCGCAGAAUGCGUUUCUGUAUGUCCUUCCCUAAUCGGAAAAGACUUCCAUACCAAGCUCAAAUUCUAAGGUGGGCGGGGAUGAAGAGAAGGUAAUUGCAAUUAACUUAUAUCUCUAAAGUGAAGAACUGAGGUAUUUAAAAUGGAUUACAGUAGUUUCCCCCUAUUCGAGGUUUCAAUCUUGUGAUUUCAGUUACCCAAGGUCAACCGACUCUGGAAACAAAUAAUCUUCCUUCUGACCUACAGUCAGAAGGUCAAUAGCAGCCAAACUAAGUCACAAUGCCUAGGUCAUGCACCUCACAUCAUCUCACCACACAGGCAUUUUAUCAGCUCACAUCAUCACAAGAAGAGUGAGUACAGGACAAUAAGGUAUUUUGAGAAAGACCACAUUCACACAACUUUUGUUACAGUGUAUUGUUAUAUUUGUUCUCUUAUUAGCUAGUAUUAAUACCUAAUUUAUAAGCCCUCAUAAGAAAAAACAGCAUGUAUAGGGUUCAGUGCUAUCCGUAGUUUCAGGCAUCCACAGUGGGUCUCGGAAUAUACCCUCCCACAAGUACCAAGGGAUAAGCUACUGUAGCUUAGUCUAGGACACCGAACAGACUACCCCAACAUCCUUGUUAGCAAGCUAAAACAAAAGACAAUAGCAAAAAAAAAAAAAAAAAACCAAAAAAAAAAAAAAAAACAAAACGGGAGGGGGAAUGAAAGUACUAGGAAUACAUUACAAGUGUAGAUCAUUAUCAAUAGUUAAACAACAGAAAAGUAUUUACAAAUGUUAAAAUUAUUCUAAUUCUUAAAAGGCAAUUUUAAUUCAAAACCACUGUUGGGAGUCAUCCGUUACUGCUCGUUAGUGGGAAAUAAAUCUACGGCACUUCGUCGGGAAUUGUUGGGAAUUGACUCCCAACACUUCCUAGCAGACCCAACCCCCUACCACCCUCCUCCCGUCUUAGCCUAAGUGGCAGCCUGAGCUAAAGACUGGAGCACUGCCUUGUCGUCAGUGCUGCUUUUAAAAACGAUUCUAGGUGAAAACUCCUGAGCAACGAACUCUUAGGGAGUGUAGAACGCACAGCUUGAGUGAAAUCCCCUAGACAGAGUGCAGGGCUUAAGGAAGCUACAAAAACCGGGCCCCCCACUGUCGAUUUCGCCAGGAUUCUUUUUUGUUUUGUUUUAAUCUGCCUGGGGCAGCAGCAUAGGUUGGAAGGCGGAGACUGGAAUCGCCUGCCAAGCCUGGGCUCUCGGUCACAGAGGCAGCGCCUCCCGGUUCACGCCAAGUCCAUCCCCCACCUUCUUUCGCCAUUCAUGGCCUUCCCCUCCCCUCCCCCCAUCAUGUGACCGCAGCCUGGACUCCAGGCUUGUUUUUCCCCUCAGCUCAGCCGCACCGCGCAGGCGCCUCGGAGCCCAUUCAUUCGAAAUGCGUAACAAUGAGCCCCGGGGCCCAGCGGCUCCGCGAGCUUCCCAGCUCGGCCCGAGCCCCUCUCGGCCCCCAGUGGAGGCGGCGCCUCAUUGGGGUCCCCCACCCCCGGCCGGCCACCCACUCGGGACCAACCUCCGACCCUCCGCCCACACUCGCGGAGUUGAAGUCAAACUUUCCUGGGCAGCCCCGGCGCCGCGUCGGCCCCUUCCCCCGCCCAGGCCCGCCCCAUCUCCGCACCCGGACGGGCCACCCACCGCGCAACGCGGCCCAGAGCGCCGACCUCGCCGACUCCUCCCAGCCCCAGCCGCAGAGACCCCCCUCGGGCCGCGCCGCCGCGAAGCCCAGACGGCGUGUCAAUCACUAGAGUGAGCGCUUCGGAUUGGAUUGCUGCCGAGACUUCGGGGACCUAAGCCAAACUUUGCCCCCGAAAUGGAUUGUGGGAUUCGUAGUCUCAGCCUUGCUCUGUUCUUCUGGGAAACUGCAGGCGAGAGAAACUAGUUGGACUACGUAUCCCAGAAGGGCGUGCACAGCGCUGUCUUGAUAGUAAACAAGAGUCAUAGGGACACGUGUAUCAGCUCGUUUGUUUUGGUGUCUGGGACAAAAGGGAGGGGGCGGAGGAAGCGAGUGUUUUAAAGCUUUGGCCUCUACUCUUCCUCUGGGCCUCUCCUAGCACUCGGAGAGCCCCAGUCUCUCGCAGCACCCAUUUCGGGCCAUAAACAGGCAGAGUCGCUCGCUGCUCAAAGUUUGGCAGGAGGCCAAGGUAUUGUUUUAGUGCGAGGGGAAGGAGAUGACUGCACAGGCGGAAGCAGUGCAGCCUCGCGAGGGACCAAGCCACCCACAAAUCACAGCCCCAGGCAUUAUGGGGAUAAUAAAGGUGGUAUCGGGCUCCAGUGGGAAGAACUAGAAUUUCUUUAUCACGACCCUUUCCUGGCCACCCCCGGACAGCAACUUGAGAGGGUUUCUUUGCCAGCUCUGAUCAGUUCACCCAAGAUUUGUUGAAUGCUGGCUGUAUGCCAGGCACUGAAAGGCUUGGGGACUAAGAGAAAAGUUCAGGGUCUGGAGAAUUUAUAAAGCUGUAAGGGGAUGGAUGAUUACUAUUGACUUAGAAAUUGAGGCAACCCAAAGCGGUAUUUUCCAUGUUGACCAGCUUGCUCGUUAAGGUAAUAGAGGCGUAACGUGUGACCUAAACUGAAUUUGUGAAUCAUCCAAGUUUCCCUGGUAAGUUUUUGUUAACCAGUGUUUUCCUCCAGACGACUUCCCAUUGAUGAAAGAAAAAUGUCUUUCCACUUCGUUGCCACUAGGAGUUCCUCCUUAAGUUACUAAUACUCUGACUCACCAGAGGAGGAUAGCUUCCCUGGCUUUAUAGUUAACUUCACUUUAAACAUGGCUGGCCAUCACAGUCCACGGAGUCUAUAAUUGUUUUUACCAUUAACAUUCAAAAGGCAUUAUUAAGGUUUUUUUUCUUUGAACUUUUAGUGUUUAAUCAUUUAAGCUAUGCUUCAGGUUUUGUAUCUUUAGAUCACUGUAUGCAUGCUUAGAAUUAAGAGGAAAACUGACAUUAGUUAGAAAUCUAUAAAGUCAAACCACUGAAAAGAGCCCUUAACCGUAACUGAUUAUUCCUUUAAACACUACCCCCCCUACAUUUCUUGAAGUGUUUUUUUUUUUUAAUUUUUUAAGGUUUAUUCUUGAGAGAAAGAAGAGGGGAGGGGGUGGGGCAGAGAGAGGGAGACACAGAGUCCAAAGCAGGCUCCAGACUCAAAGCUCUCAGCACAAAGCCCAAUAUGGGGCUCAAAGUCACAAACCACAAGAUCAUGACCUGAUCUGAAGUCAGAAGUUUAACCAACUGAGCCACCCAGGCACCCUGCAUUUCUCGAAUUUUUAAAUCUGCCUGAAAGCCACAAUGAAUAAAGAAAUCCCAAAUAAGUCUCAUGGUGAAAAAAGUUUUACAGUUCUUUUAGGGUUUCCCUGUUGGAAGCCUUGAAAUGAAAUUAUUUUAAAAUAGUUCUGUCUACCCUAUGAUCAAAGAUUUAUGUUCUUGUAUUCACAAAUAGUAACUUUUUUUCCUAAAAAUAAUUGAGGGCCAGCAAAACACCUAAAUUUUUCACUGAGAAGAAAGGACAGGGUUUGAACUUAUUAUCUUUCAGAGAUAAUAGAGGGAUCCAAAAAAGAACUAGACUGUGACCCUGCCGUUUUCUUUUUUCUUCCUUUUUUCCUCCUUGCAGUGGAGGGUUGCUGUAUCUCUGCAGUGUUUCAUUUUUUGACAAAAAGAGAAAUCGUAGAAUUUACCUAAUCGUUUAAAAUUAAAAUUUGAAGUAUUUAUGUCUUACUCCCACAAGGAAACUGAAAAUCAGCUUUCCUUCCCCCAAAAACGAGCUUUGAAAAGCCUGAGCCACUCCUUACCCCUAUUCGUUGCAUAAACCAUGAGGUCUGUUUUUAGCUGAACCUUACCUUAUUUUAAAAGGUUUUCUAUCCAAUGGGGCACCCGGGUGGCUCAGUUGGUUAAGUGGCUCAGUUGGUUAAGACUGUUGAUUUCAGCUCAGGUCAUGAUCUUGUGGUGAGACUGAGCCUAGCAUUUUGCUCAGUGCUCAGAACUGAGCUUGCUUGGGAUUCUCUCUGCCCCUCCCCUGCUCAUGCUGUCUCUCUCUCAAAAUAAAUUAAAUAAAUAAAUGGUUUUCUAUCUGAAAGUUCUUACCAAAAGCUUUACUGGAGAUGUUUUUAUCGGUGAACACAGUGAUGGGAAGAAUAAUUUCAACUUCAGAUCAAGAUUUUUUUACAUUAUUAUAAAUAAUUACCUUUGAAUAGUCCUGUAAAGUUUUUUUUUUCAUUCACUCAUUCAGAAAUAUUUAGUUCCUAUUAUUUGCUGACCACUUUGCCAAUCGAUGAGCCUACAAAGAUAGGAAAUAUUUUCACAUACUUUCAUUUUUGUCUAAGUCACUGGGGACUAAAAUUCUGACAUUUCAGUCACAACUGAUUAAACAUCAGUUUAAUGUCAGUUAAAUGUCAGUUAAAUGUCCAACUCUGGAUCUCUCAGCUCAGGUCUUGAUCUCAGGGUCAUGAGUUCAAGCCCAGUGUUGGGCUCUCCACUGAGCAUGAAGCCUACUUAAAAAAAAAAUGUCUACACCUUUAAGGUGAAUAAUUAGUUCUGUCUUUUGACUUUCCUGGGAAGCUAAAUGACCACAGUAGUACCUCAUAUAUAUUUAACAGGAACAUCAUCAUUAAUUCUUGGUGACUAAUAAAACCAACCAACUCAUAACCCAGAACAAAGAUCAAAGUAAAAAAAAACUAGUAAGAUCUUGAAAAUAUAUGUAAAUUCUACUCUUUCACUAAAACAGAUACAAUUAAAGAACACAUAAUAAACUAUGCCAAGAAGUUGUCAUUUAAAAUCAAAAUGUCUUUCCAGCAGUUUGUAAAAUACUUGUUUUCAUAAAAAAAAAAAACAUGAAGUGCUGAUUUGUUAAGAAGAUUUAUCUUUUUUUUUUACUACCUUUAACCAUAACUUUACUACCUAAAGUAGUAUUGUAAGGUAGUAGUACUACUUUACUACCUAAUUUAAGAAUUUAACAACGUAUUUGCCUCAAUUCCACUACAUUUGGCACACCAAUGACUACUUUGCUGGACUAAGAAAGAUUAAGUUCAAGUACAGGGCAUUGUUUACAUAUUGAGAAUAUCGCUGUUCAAAUUGUUAAAAAGGAAAUGAACAUUUAGAAGGGUCAAAACACUUACAUGAAUCGACAGUUGAGCAAAAUCACCUCCCACCAAGGCUAUUUUAUAAUCAAGUGUUGACUAUCUCAUGCAUUUUAUUGAAUACUGUCCUGAAAGUGAGAAAUAGAAUGGCUGUUACUGUAUGGUUUGUGGACCCUCAUAACCAGAUGUGGGUGACUGGGAGCUGUGGCUGGCUGCCCUACCCAGGGUCAUGAGAGAGGAUCUCCCUGCACACUGCUAGCCUGCGGAGAGAUCAGAAUUCAAAGUACAGUUUCUACUGAGUGCACAUUGCUUUUGCACCAUCAUAUAGUCAAAAAAUUGUGAGUCAAACCACAUGGGACCAUCUGUACUAAAACUAGGAAGUGGAACACAUGUAUAAUCUAAAAUAGUGCCCCAAAUUUUCAGAUAGUUUCUCUCUUGGUAGAUUAUUUAAACUCUUAGAAAUAGCCUUCCAUAUCCACUAUACACUAAAACAAAUUAAUUUUAGGGGUGCCUGGGUAGCUCAGUUGGUUGAGCAUCUAACUCUUGAUUUCGGCUCAUGUCAUGAUCCCAGGGUCAUGGGAUCAAGUUCCACGUUGGGCUCUAUGCUGAGCGUGGAGCCUGCUUAAGAUUCUUUCCUCCUCCCCCAAUGUGUAAGCUUUCUUUCUCUCAAAAAAAAAGUAAUAAUUUUAUAAUUCCAAGUACUCAGGUACACUCAAAUUGUAAGGAAAUGCCUGGGAGCCUAUGAGUGCCAUCUUAGAAAGUAGUAGUAUGUCUGUUGUGCUUGUAAUUCUUGAUUCAACUAUGAUUUUAAAUUAUACUCAGAUGACCAUAAAGCAA
This is a messenger RNA of Felis catus (domestic cat), 6262 nucleotides long. RefSeq names its product serine/threonine-protein kinase LMTK3-like. Bases 1749 to 2105 code for a protein of 118 amino acids. The record is from RefSeq and is a predicted model, not a curated record. Lineage: Eukaryota; Metazoa; Chordata; Mammalia; Carnivora; Felidae. The transcript has 2 exons.